AUGGCGGUUUCACGCCUUCUCACACGGCUCGUAGAACCCACAAGACCGGUCUGUGGUCGGCGAUUUCUCCACUUCCCUCUACACGCCAAGAGAAAUGAAUUCCCCACUUGCCGUACACACGACGCUGGAGGUGUAUAUACACCACACAUACAACCAGGUCGUCUGACGCUCUGUCGCUGCUUCGGUGGUUCUUCAAACGCGAAACGGGCAGCUCGGUCUUUGGCGUUUUCAUUGAGGAAAAGUGGAAAGUGUGGCUUCACUGACACGCAAGACUCAAAUCGCGGACGGCGAGACACUUGCGAAGCAGGACGAGACGGGCAGAAACGCCGUUCCGCCUGUGCAUACGGGUGUUUGAGUACGGGGUCAUUUCCCCUCAGAAGAGACACACUUUUCGGACUCUUGGGCUCUCUAGCUACCGAGACGAGAGAGUGA
Molecule: messenger RNA, 432 nt
Organism: Toxoplasma gondii ME49
Lineage: Eukaryota; Apicomplexa; Conoidasida; Eucoccidiorida; Sarcocystidae
Exons: 2
Coding region: 1-432 (143 amino acids)
Source: RefSeq, a predicted model, not a curated record